Ostertagia ostertagi is the source of this 312-nucleotide messenger RNA. NCBI's taxonomy places the organism in Eukaryota, Metazoa, Nematoda, Chromadorea, Rhabditida, Trichostrongylidae. The record is from the annotation of a GenBank genome assembly.
AUGAUCAGAGAAGUACAAAAGGCAAGCGCUGAAUUCAGCAAGAAGUUCACAUCGAGUAUUCAGCACUUUGACACAAUAACCGUCUUCCAUACUCCGGACACGACCAGUAUACAACGCAUGGUUCUACAAUCACCUCCCUUCAAUGUAGCUCACAUCAAAUGUCCCUACACAGUGAUCAUAUACGAUGACAAGAAGAAAAUGCCGGUUUAUUUUGGGAGAAUAGUACGCCCAAAAGCUGCCGACACGAAGACACAGACCGUCGUGAUGCAAAACCGAUCACAGCCAACAGACCAAAUCGAUGGUGUCAUUUAA